Pistacia vera is the source of this 1765-nucleotide messenger RNA. Its product is annotated as cytochrome P450 83B1-like. The record is from RefSeq and is a predicted model, not a curated record. The coding region runs from base 20 to 1528 and encodes 502 amino acids. The transcript has 2 exons. Gene Ontology annotation, molecular function: heme binding; iron ion binding; oxidoreductase activity, acting on paired donors, with incorporation or reduction of molecular oxygen. NCBI's taxonomy places the organism in Eukaryota, Viridiplantae, Streptophyta, Magnoliopsida, Sapindales, Anacardiaceae.
CUGGUUUUGCAUUUGCUGUAUGAUUGAAACAUACAACACAAUGGAAUUGCUAAUCAUCCUUCUCUUUCUUCCUAUCUUCCUCUUCUUUCUUCUCCAAAGAAAAAAAACCCCCAAAAGUAUUCGUUUGCCACCUGCCCCUCGGGGUCUUCCCUUACUCGGCAAUUUGCACCAGUUUGAUGGUUCAAACCCUAAGAAAGUGUGGAAACUCUCUCAAAAGUAUGGCCCCCUCAUCUCCUUGCGUCUUGGUUCGGUGCCAACCAUAUUAGUUUCAUCAGCAAAAAUGGCUAAAGAGGUCAUGAAGACACAGGAUCUGGUAUGUUGUAGUAGACCUGCCUUACUUGGUCAGCAAACAUUAUCUUACAAUGGCUUAGACUUAGCAUUUGCACCCUACAAUGAUUACUGGAGAGAGAUAAGAAAAAUAUGUGUUGUUCAUCUCCUCAACUCAAACAGAGUGCAACAAUUUCGUCCCAUUCGAGAAGAUGAAGUUUCUCGUAUGAUGGAAAAGAUAUCUAAAGCUAUUGUUGCUUCUAGACCAAUCAACUUGAGUGAGCACUUGAUGUCUCUUACAAGUACCAUUACUUGCAGAGUUGGUUUUGGAAAGAGAUGCGAGGAAGAAGGAAUUGAAAGAAGUAGAUUUCAUGCUCUACUUAAGGAAACUCAAGCCUUGUUUGUAAGCUUCUUUUUUACAGAUUAUUUUCCUUUCAUUGGCUGGAUUGACAAACUCACAGGAAUGAUACGUCGUCUCGAUAACAACUUUAAGGAAUUUGACAAGUUUUACCAAGAGCUCAUCGAGGAGCACUUAGAUCCCAACAAACCUAAAAAUGUUCAAGAGGAUAUAAUUGAUGUUCUACUGCAAGUACGAAAAGAGCGUGGAUUUAAAAUUGACCUCACUUCGGAUCACAUCAAAGCAGUGCUCAUGAAUGUAUUUGUUGCUGGCACAGACACCAGUGCAGCUACCGUGGUUUGGGCUAUGACCUACCUGAUGAAAAAUCCUAGAAUAAUGAAGAAAGUUCAAGAAGAAAUUAGGUCUGCAAUUGGAAACAAAGGUUUUGUAGAUGAAGAUGAUGUCCAGAAUCUUCCUUAUCUUAAAUCCGUGGUGAAAGAGACAAUGAGACUGCAACCAACAGUUCCCUUUUUAAUCCCAAGAGAAACAAUUGAAAAGUGCAUCAUAGAGGGGUAUGAAAUACCGGCUAAAACACUCGUUCUUGUGAAUACAUGGGCUAUAGGAAGGGACCCUGAAGCUUGGGAGAAUCCAGAUGAAUUUUGUCCCGAGAGAUUCAUAGGGAGUUCGAUUGACUUUAAAGGGCAACACUUUGAGCUAAUACCAUUCGGAGCUGGUCGAAGAAUUUGUCCAGGUUUAUCUAUGGGAAUUGCGAUUGUGGACCUUGCACUUGCUAAUCUUCUUUACAAGUUUGAUUGGGAAACUGUGCCUGGGAUGAAGAAGGAAGGCUUAGAUUUCGAUGUUUUACCAGGUAUUACCAUGCACAAGAAAAAUGCUCUCCGUCUCAUGGCUAAGUACUAUAAUUAAUAGCAAAAAGAUCAAUCAAGUGUUUAAUGUUGACGAAUCUGAAUGAUUGUACCCUUGACUCCAGUUCGAAGGUUAUAAUAGUACUAUUUCAAUAUUUUUUUUAGUGGGGUGGUGUUACUAAUAAAUAAGUUUUUAAUAAUUUAUCCAAGUUUAUGUGACCGAUGUCCGACAAUAUGUAUACAUCUUUCAAGAAUAUUAUACUUAUAUGGAGAUCUUUGUACAAAGUGAAAUAAAAAA